Messenger RNA from Cordyceps militaris CM01, 1002 nucleotides. RefSeq names its product pla2g4b, putative. The record is from RefSeq and is a predicted model, not a curated record. Gene Ontology annotation, molecular function: 2-oxoglutarate-dependent dioxygenase activity. The transcript has 5 exons. Lineage: Eukaryota; Fungi; Ascomycota; Sordariomycetes; Hypocreales; Cordycipitaceae. The coding region runs from base 1 to 1002 and encodes 333 amino acids.
AUGGCCCUGGAAAAGGAGCCUCCAUCUUCAGAUAGUGCACUGGAAUAUCUUAUAACAACGUAUGGAGAGCUCAAUAGCUCUAUUAUCGAGGAACUUGAUUGCGAACCGAGCCCUCUGGAGUUCAUGCGAUAUGUCGCUAGCAAUACACCAUUCGUUGUCCGUGGUGGUGCAUCUUCUUGGAGAGCCUUCCACAAAUGGGACAAAGAUUAUCUCGUCUCCCGCUUAGCUGGUCAAUUGGUAAACGUCGCUGUCACGCCGAAUGGAAAUGCAGAUGCUCCUACCCUCUCCCCUCCUCAUUUAUAUCCUCUUUUCGCAAAGCCGCAUGAGGAAUCCCAACCAUUCCAAGAGUUUAUUGACUACAUUGUUGCUCAGGAGACGGACCCUGACUUCCCUCAAGAUGCCGAGGUCCGCUAUGCGCAAACACAAGAUGACAAUCUCCGACAAGAAUAUAAGCGCUUAUAUGAUGAUGCGCAAAGAGAUAUUCCUUUCGCCAGGAUUGCGCUUCAGAGACCGCCCGAGGCUGUCAACAUGUGGAUAGGAAACUCGAGGUCGGUAACCGCGACCCAUAAAGACAACUUCGAAAACAUCUACGUUCAAAUUCGGGGUCGAAAACGCUUUGUCCUACUAUCGCCACUUCACUAUCACUGCAUGAAUGAGCAGCGUCUUCAGCCAGCAACGUAUGCCAGAGGCUCGCAGGGACGGUUGUCGCUGUGUCUCGAUCAAGACACAACCCCGGUUCCAUUUGUUACAUGGGACCCCGAUCAUCCGGAUAAAAACUGUACACCGUUGUCACGUCUUGCGAAGCCUGUUCGUGUCACUCUUAAUCCGGGUGAUAUGCUCUAUCUUCCUGCGAUGUGGUACCACAAGGUCACGCAAUCCGUCAUGGAAAAUGAUGACAAUAAUUUUGUGGUGGCAAUCAACUACUGGUACGACAUGAGUUUCAACGGUCCUCUGUUCCCUACAGCCUCCUUUCUCCGCGAAGUUACCCUAGCGCAGGUAUAA